AUGGGUAAAGGGAAGAAAACUAAAGGAGCUAGCCCAAAGAUAGCAUCUCCUGUCAGUAAACUAAAACAUUCCAAGUCUAAAGAGUCCAAACCUUCUCUGAUUUAUAUUAUUGGUGUAGGAGUAGUGGUUGCUAUGGCAUCAGUUGCCAUAGCAAUAGGUGUUAAGUGGUAUUUUACUCCCACCCUUGCUACACCUCUUAAUCUACCCCCAGUUAUCAAUGAUGAGAUGACGAAAGCUAGUCAAUAUGAAGAACGUCUUUGGGGUUCAGAUCAGUUACCUCUGAAAGGAGAAAUGUUUAGUAAAGAAUUUGAUAUUAGAAUGAAAAAAUUUGAUGACAGAUUUGAAAAGAUAUUUAAAUUAAAACAAAAAGGGUUUUCAGAGUCACAUAUUUCAUUUGCAAAAGCUGCCUUUAGUAAUUUGAUAGGCAGUAUUUCAUAUUUUUAUGGAAGUUCAAGUGUAAUGGCUCCUGGUAUGAAGAAACCAAUAAGUUAUUUUCCUGCUUCAUUAUAUACUGGUGUCCCUUCAAGAUCUUUCUUUCCUCGCGGAUUUUUAUGGGACGAGGGAUUUCAUCAAUUACUAGUAACAGCUUGGGACAUUGAUAUAGUUAAAGAUGUAUUGGGUCAUUGGUUAGAUUUGUUAAAUGGAGAUGGAUGGAUACCUCGUGAACAGAUCUUAGGUGAAGAAGCCAUUAGCAAAGUUCCUGAGGAAUUUAUUACUCAGCAUAGCAGCAAUGCUAACCCACCUACACUUUUUUUUGACUGUUGAAGUAUUAUUAAACAAAAUGGAGAGAGAAAAUAACUUGGUAUAGACGUUGGGUUUCUUAAGCGAGUUUAUCCUCGUUUGAGAAUCUGGUUUAACUGGUUUCAAACUACUCAGAAAGGAUCAAAACCGUCAACAUACCGUUGGAGAGGACGUAACAGUACAACUGAUCGAGAGCUAAAUUCAAAGACAUUAACAAGUGGUUUAGAUGACUACCCCAGGGCAUCUCAUCCAAGUAACGAAGAGUAUCAUUUAGAUUUGCGAUGUUGGAUGGCAUUAGCAACCAGAGUUUUAGCAAGAAUGGCAGACAUUUUAAAAGAAUCAUCAAAAGUAUAUAAAGUUUUAUCAGAAGAAUUGAGUGAUAUGAAGCUACUGGACAAGUUACAUUGGGACAAUGAGAGACAGAUGUAUAGUGAUUUUGGUAACCACACCUCCAAAGUUAAAUUAGUAGUUAAUAGAGAUGUUAAUCCACGUAAGUUACCAUGGCAACAAAUUGAAUGUAAUAACUUCAUUAAACGACCUAGUUUAAAGUUUGUUAAUAGUUUUGGAUAUGUCAAUUUAUUUCCAUUUUUAAUGACUCUUUUUCCUCCUGACUCUGCCCACUUGGAAGCAACUUUACAACAUUUAUCAAAUGAAUCACUCUUAUGGACAAAGUAUGGAUUACGUUCAUUAGCCAAGACUGACCCUUUUUACAACAAGUCAAAUACAGGUCAAGACAGUCCUUACUGGAGAGGUGCUAUAUGGAUCAAUAUAAACUACUUAGCUGUAAGAGCAUUACAUUACUAUGGCAACCAGGAUGGCCCCUAUCAAUCAUUAGCAAAUGAACUUUACAUUAAAUUGAGAUCAAAUAUAAUUGAGACAAUAUAUCAUGAAUAUCUUAUUACUGGAUAUAUUUGGGAACAGUAUGAUGAUCGAAAUGGCAAAGGAAAGGGUACUCACCCUUUUACAGGCUGGUCAUCUCUUGUCGUAUUAAUAAUGGCAGAACAUUAUGACUAA
Messenger RNA from Gigantopelta aegis, 1755 nucleotides. Its product is annotated as mannosyl-oligosaccharide glucosidase GCS1-like. Lineage: Eukaryota; Metazoa; Mollusca; Gastropoda; Neomphalida; Peltospiridae. Gene Ontology annotation, cellular component: endoplasmic reticulum membrane. Gene Ontology annotation, molecular function: Glc3Man9GlcNAc2 oligosaccharide glucosidase activity. Gene Ontology annotation, biological process: protein N-linked glycosylation; oligosaccharide metabolic process. The transcript is spliced from 17 exons. The record is from RefSeq and is a predicted model, not a curated record.